Molecule: messenger RNA, 820 nt
Organism: Mytilinidion resinicola
Lineage: Eukaryota; Fungi; Ascomycota; Dothideomycetes; Mytilinidiales; Mytilinidiaceae
Exons: 1
Coding region: 152-736 (194 amino acids)
Source: RefSeq, a predicted model, not a curated record
CUUUCCCGCUCACUUCUUUUUCACCUCAUCAAACAACGCGCUCGACAUAAGUACAACCUCAGCUCAAGCUCGAGUAGCUUGAACCUACUCACCCUCCACACUUCUCACCCAACCCUCAACCACCAAAUCGUCGACUGAACCCAUCUCAGCCAUGCCUUCCAGCCUCCCUUCCAACUCCGAGGACUUUCUCGAACACAACCUCACCAACAUCGACGCCAGCAAUCUCGCACUACUAGACGAGUGCUACAUCUGUCACGAAGAACUCGGCACAAACCAUCCAGCCAGUCAAAUCACCGGCAUCCCCGAUUGCAGUCAUGUAUUCGGCCACGAUUGCUUAGUUGCAUGGAUCUCCAGCAGCAACGUCAACAACAACACAUGCCCUAUGUGCCGAACGAUCCUUUACACAAAAGCCCUGCCGUCAGUAGAUGAGAUUGUCCGCCUGACGGCUUCCCUACGAAGACUGGUGGCUCGCAUGGAGACGCUGGAGGGCAUGGUGGAUACGGCUACGCGUCUCGGAGAAGAAGGUCGCGAGGAGCGUAGGCAGCAACGGCGCACGGCUCAGCGAACGGAAGGGGAGCUUCAGCGGCAGAUCGAGGAGCUUCAGCGGCAGGGCCAGGAAGCUCGCCGGACUGAAGGAGAGGCUCGGCGGGGGGCACAGGAGAUUCGGGAGGUUGGACGCACUCUGCUUCUUGAAGUUGCUCGGUUGCGACAGCAACGUGAUGCUGAUCUCGAUUGAGCGAUGAAGCUACCUGGUGAGCUUUGAGUAGCUCGCAAGGCACUCGACACUUCCCUUGCGGCUAAAGUUUGUGGCGCCGAAUUU